AGAAGAACAAGAAGAAGAAGAAGAAGCGUGUACACAGGAAUAACGGCCUGACGCAGUUAGCUGAUGUUGAAUUAGGAAGAAGAAGUAAUGGUUAACUGUCACCACUUCAACGGACUUUGGAUGCUGCCGUCGACGCCGAUGUACAAGGUCUGUGAGUUGAAUGCGGACUCCAGGUAGUAGUGAGUUGUAGCUGCUCCGUGCUGUUAGCUAAACCUCUGUCGUUAUAUUUCGUUAAGAGGAAUGCAACGAGCUCCGCUUCUCCUUAAAAGCUCACUACAGGAACAUGACCUCUAUUUGUUAAGUGUUCUGCAUUUUAAACUAACUGUUAUUUGAAAGUCAUGGCGAACGACUUUGUGAAGAAGUUUGUACAGAUGUGUAAUUAUCUCCAAGACCCGCGCCAUGUAGCGAGGUUUCAGUAUGUCUGUGGCGUUAAAGGGACAUUUCCGGUUGAACCGGUCAAGCCCGAUAAUAGUGGAGAAGACUGUCCCGGUCUGAGGAAGAGGGUCCACCAGGGAGGUCCAAGCUCGGACGUUGGCGUUGGGAAUGGAGCAGCCGGGGAUGCGACCGCACCGCCGGUUAACGGGAUGCAGGCUGACGGUAGCGUCGUGCCCGAUGUCGCUGAUGUCGAUCCUGACACCGCCAGAGCCAAACCUCUCCGGAGGAACUCUCUGACCGGAGACGUGGGUCAAGAGUUCCUGAUCCAGAACAAGUUUCUGUUCUACCUGUUCACGUUUGGGACGGAGCUGGGAAACGAGAUGUUCUUCAUCGUCUUCUUCCCCUUCCUCUUCUGGAACAUCGACGCCCUGGUCAGCAGGAGGCUCAUCGUGGUCUGGGCCUGGAACCUGUUCGUGGGUCAGUCCACCAAGGACAUGGUCCGCUGGUCCCGGCCGGCCUCCCCCCCUGUGGUGAAGGUGGAGGUCUUCUACAACUCCGAGUACAGCAUGCCGUCCACGCACGCCAUGACGGGGACCGCCAUGCCCUUCUGUCUCUUCAUGCUGACCUAUGGCCGUUGGCAGUAUCCCUUCCUCUUUGGCUUUUGUGUGGCUCUCAGCUGGAGUGUGCUGGUGUGUGUAAGCAGAGUCUACAUGGGGAUGCAUUCUAUUCUGGAGGUAAUAACUGGCUUCCUCUACAGCCUUCUUAUUCUAGCCUUCUUCCAGCCUAUUUUGGACAAGAUCGACAACUUCUACAUGACGGACCACUUUGCUCCUCUUGUGAUUAUCGUGUCCCACGUCGGCCUCGGACUCGUGGCUUUCUCUCUGGACUCCUGGAGCACCUCUCGGGGUGACACGGCUCAGGGUCUGGGCACCGCGGCGGGAGCGGCCGUCGCUACCCACGUGAACUAUCAGCUGGGGCUGCUGCUGGAUCCACCGCUGUCCUCGCUUCCUCUAACUUUACCACCGAUCGGCACCAGUUUGGUGGUACUCGCUGUGCUCCGCUUCCUCAUCGGAGUCGCGGUCAUCCUCAUCACGAGAAUGGUUAUGAAAGCGGUGACUAUUCCGUUCUUAUGUCGCCUGUUCGCGCUGCCAACAGACGACGUAAGACAAGCGAGGCAGCACAUGAAAGUAGAGCUGCCGUACCGUUACAUCGUCUACAGUGUUGUUGGUUUCAGUUGUGUCUGUGUGGUGCCGCUCAUCUUUAGGAUCUUAAACCUGGCCUGAGUUUGUGUGUGUGUGUGUGUGUGUGUGUGUGUGUGUGUGUGUGUGUGUGUGUGUGUGUGUGUGUGUGUGUGUGUGUGUGUGUGCGCAAACUGUCAUUUACUGCUGACAUGUUCACCUUAUGUUGAAGGCAAAGAGCACUUGGAAACAUGCUGCUUGUUUCGACACAUGAUAAGGCUCAAAAACUGAUUUAAAGAAUACAUUUGGUGAUAUUCUGUUUUUUUUUUUGUUUUGUUUUUUGGACUGUCAAUGUUCCUCUAUGCCAUUGAGCUCCACUGACAUGUUCCUUCAGUAUGAUGAGUUGAUCCCACACACACCAUUCUCUCACUGUUAAUGCACUAAAUGUGUAUCGGUCCGAGGCUGAAAAUAGUCCACAACAAAUGUAAUCAUUACUUCUGUUUGACUUUCAAUACUCCAGCUGUUUUAAGGUAUAAUUAAGCCCUUUGUUAUUAUGGACCAGUGUGCUUCAGCUCCAGGAGGCACAGAUUAAAGAAAGUAGGAAGAUAUUGCACCAAA
Messenger RNA from Anarrhichthys ocellatus (wolf-eel), 2171 nucleotides. Its product is annotated as sphingosine-1-phosphate phosphatase 1-like. NCBI's taxonomy places the organism in Eukaryota, Metazoa, Chordata, Actinopteri, Perciformes, Anarhichadidae. The transcript is spliced from 3 exons. Gene Ontology annotation, biological process: sphingosine metabolic process. Gene Ontology annotation, cellular component: endoplasmic reticulum membrane. Gene Ontology annotation, molecular function: sphingosine-1-phosphate phosphatase activity. Bases 339 to 1658 code for a protein of 439 amino acids. The record is from RefSeq and is a predicted model, not a curated record.